GUAAACUCUACCGCUGCAAUGCGUUUAAGGCAAUUUUUACACAUGGACUUAAGGUGGCGCACUUUCAUUGUGACGUUUUCAAUUGCUUGCUGCACGUUUUUUUACAUGUUCCAAAUCACGUCUCGUAAAAGCCGAGUAAUCGUUGAAGGCAAGUUCACAAAGACAGAACGUUGGUUCCACAAUAAUGAUGCUGGGGAAUCAUUCGAUUUACAAGAAAGGCAACAUAUAAGAAACGCUAUGUCGGAUGUAGAACAGAUUCAAGCAAUGGUCAGACAUCAGCUCAUUAAAAUUUACCAAGAAUCACCAAAGGCGCAACCUCUCGUGAUUAAAAUGAUUAAACAGUUUCUUCCACUGAAAAGUGCCCUGACCGCCGAAAUCGAAGAGUUAAAAGAGCUAACAAAGCAAGAGGAUGGAGAAUUAUUCAAGAAACUAAGGAAGACUGUGGCAAGAAGAAUUGAUCUCAACCAGAAUCCUGCAAAAUGCUCUACAGCGAAGAAGUUGUAUUGUAAUGUUCAAUCCGCAUGCGGAUUUGGUUGCAUCAUACAUCAUUAUACAAUCUGCUUGUUCAUAUCUCUCGGUACAGGAAGAGUAAUGAUGUCUAAUAUGAGUAACCUCGCUUACCCAAACAUGGACAAGAUAUUUCUUCCACUAAGCAGAACAUGUUUAACAGCUGAGGGAAACGUUGAUGACUACCCGGAAUGGGAAAGUCCAAACGACGAGCAUCCAAGUUCUUCAGACGCACCAAUCGUAAAGGUGUCUAUCGUUUACCACAGAGAUAGAAAAACGCCAUUCGCUCCCUGGACGGUGCCAAAGGAUUUAAUUCCAAGUUUAGAACGGAUUCACGGCAAUCCGAUGUUAUGGUGGAUCGGACAGUUGCAAUCUUAUCUUAUGCGACCUCAAAAAUGGCUCUCUGAUUCAAUCAAAGAAGCGAAAGGCGAAGAAUUUCAGCAUCCGAUAGUGGGGGUACACGUUCGAAGAUCUGACAAAAUAUCAGAAGCCUCAUAUAUGGCGAACGACGCUUACAUGACAGCGGUAUCAGACUGGUAUGACACCUACGAGAUGCGACAUCCAAACGAAACUGUCGUCAGAAGAAUAUUUCUUGCAACCGAUGACAUAUUGAUCGGAUCCCAACUCAAGAUUACCUACCCAAAAUACAGGAUUGUGCAGAUACAGAAGAACGCUGUUGUUGCGCUUGCGAAACGUUUCAGCGGAUCUGGUUUGGAAGGUAUUCUACAAGACGUUUUCCUGAUGGCCGAAUGCGAUUAUUUUGUUGGCACAAUGUCUUCAAACGUUGGAAGACUUGUGCACGAACUGAUGCAGACACGCGACUAUGAUACAAGUAAUGCUGCCAUCACAAUUGACCACUCGUUCAGAUAUUAUGGCCAGUUUCCGGAGAGACAUUUAGUUUUAAAUGACCACCACGCUGAAAACCCCUGCCCCCCUGAGUUCGAACCUCUACCUCCCAACCAGUUCCCAAAAUAUGUGAGAGAGAGAUUGCAAUUGGAAAAUAUUCUCAAGCAAGGGUGCGAGGUGGAAUUACGAAAAGGUGAUAUAAUUGAUGCGUGGCCAGAACUAAACAACAACUACAUGAGAGGUGGGGUGAACAUUAGGAGCGGUCGGUGGGGUCUUUACCCCAAGUUUAAGGUGAAACAAAUAAUCGAACCAGCCCCUUAUCCAGUUAUCGAGAAUACAAGUUUGUAACAAUACGAAAGAACAAUAUAUGAUUGUGUUUUCAAUGUGACGUCAUAUGAUUUCACUAUAAAUAUUAAAUUCUUUAAGUAUCACUGUAUAUUACCGCUCACGUGACUUAUUUAAUGUUUGCAUUUCGAUUUUUAAUUUGACAUUCAAUAAACUUCCAUAUUCGAGUGCGGCAAUCGCCCUGCGCGG
Ciona intestinalis (vase tunicate) is the source of this 1887-nucleotide messenger RNA. Lineage: Eukaryota; Metazoa; Chordata; Ascidiacea; Phlebobranchia; Cionidae. The record is from RefSeq.